Diachasmimorpha longicaudata is the source of this 3640-nucleotide messenger RNA. Its product is annotated as calmodulin-lysine N-methyltransferase. Gene Ontology annotation, molecular function: calmodulin-lysine N-methyltransferase activity. The record is from RefSeq and is a predicted model, not a curated record. Gene Ontology annotation, cellular component: cytoplasm. Bases 453 to 1439 code for a protein of 328 amino acids. Lineage: Eukaryota; Metazoa; Arthropoda; Insecta; Hymenoptera; Braconidae. The transcript is spliced from 2 exons.
CGCGAUAGGUGGGAAGCUGUUGCAGAUAUGUGUGUAGGCCACUUGCGUUACAUUGGGCGCAAGCGCGAAUAUUGCGUGACGAUCCGCGUGGCGCGUGAGUUAGAACUUGUGAACAGCUUUUAGUCUGUCCCCGUCCCUUCAUCCGUUAUCGUCCACUUCCCUUCGUCAGCAUCAAGUCAAAGAAGUCAAAUAAAGAAGAGGACAUCUGGAUUCAAAGCACCACUGUUCAACCAAAAGAAGAUAAAAACAUGGUGGGCAUUGUGGAGGGUAAACAGAGGGAAGAAAAACAUACGAAGAGCCGGAUGUGAGGCAACUUCAGUGGAGUUGUGAACAUUAUUUUUUUCCAUCCACACGUGGAUCUUCCAAAUGGACGAGAUGAAUCAGAUCAAUCAGCGCCAAAGUUUGUCUUAGGGGAUUGUUCAUCGAAUUUGGGGUGAAGCUUUUGGGGGAAAAUGAAUGACAAAAGUACGAGCGUCUUGCGGAAGACGGAGGACAAGGAGAGAACAACAACGGCACAGAGACGCUGGAGAAUGUUGGCAAGAGCAUUGACACGAUCCCCUGAACCUCUCAUUGAACCUGAAGAUGUUAUAUCCGUUCGACGUUUUACAAAUUUCAAUCUUGUUAAACCAAAAAUUAUGGAUAAUGCACCGGUUGAUCCUAAAUCCACUUGGUACGAGUACUCCUGCGUUAUGGAUAACGAACUUUUUAUUGUACAAGUCCGAAGAAUUAACAAAACAUUCACAGCUAAUGAACUUAUUGGCUUCAACAAUACGGGUAAUGUCUGUGUCUGGCCCUCCGAGGAGUGUCUCGGUUAUUACUUGCUGAAGAAUCAGAGGAUAUGCCGGAAUAAAACAGUCUUGGAGUUGGGGGGUGGUAUGAGCUGUCUUGCUGGGGUACUCGUUGCCAAAUAUUGUGGCCCAUCCGGUGUUACAUUAACCGACGGAAAUGUCACAAGUGUCGACAACGUUAGGUGUAUCAUUGCCAGAAACAACAUGGCGGAUUUUGUUAAAUGCGGAGUGGUGCAGUGGGCCAGGGCAGCUAAUGUCCUCAGACAAGCUGCCAGUGGGCAUCGGGUGCAGACAUGGAGUCCCGAGACAGUGGACGAAUCACGAAGAACCGAGGGCUUGUACGACGUUAUUCUCAGCGCUGAUUGUUUAUUUUUCGACGAUGUACGUUUGGAUCUCGUGGAGACAAUCUAUGGUUGGCUUGCGGACGAUGGAAUUGCACUGAUAAUGGCACCAAGACGUGGUAUGACAUUCCAGAAAUUUGCGGAUGCUGCUGUUAAGCGGGGCUUUCUGGCCCGACAAAUUGAACGAUAUGAUGCUGACGUAUGGGCUAGACACCUGGAGCUCGGGGAUAAUUGUCAGGAGUACUGCCCUGAUAUACAUUAUCCAGUUUUACUGGAGUUAACGAAACAGAAGAAAAUACCACCGGGUUGAGACCGGAGGGCAUGAAGUUUCAUCAUUUUAUCAGGAACAAAUUGAAUAAAUGAAGAAGAGAUUUUUUUUUUCAUUUAAUUGUCGAGUGUUUAUUCACGUUUUAAUUGGACCUUUUGGGAACAAAGUAUCUCGAGUCCCUGAGAAUUAAUUCGAGACAGUUAAUAGCGUAAUUACCUGGAGUAAUGAUACAAAUUUGGAGAGAUGAGCACAAUCUCCGGCCUAUCAAAGAUUAAGGACAAAUUUAUCUCUCACUGAGAGAAAAAAUUAACUCUGAACGAAAAUUAUAUGUUCUACUCACUAGAUUUAUAGAAGUAAAUUUAAUCUUUUCAUUGAUAAUUGAAUUUUAAUUAUAGUAAUCAGAGAUAUUUCCACUGAGCCAAAAAUGUACUUAGAAUCAACGAUAGAAGACAAAUUGUCUUCUCCAAAGUAUUUUGUUUCAGUAAUAAUAUUGUUACAUUUUCAUUAUCAUUUGUUCCCGGGAAAUUAUGAGUGUUCAUUGAACAACGAUUUGACAAUUCAAUAUCAUUCCCUUGAUAGAACAGAAUCAUCGGAUAAUUCUUUGUAUAACAAAUGAAUUCACCGGAAAGUCAUACAUUUUUCACGAGGGCAAUUACUGCUGAUAAAAUUAUCUUAUUCAGGGAAUUUCCCCCUCGAAUACCUGGAUAAUUAAAUUCCAGAAGACAGUGAUUUGUUCACGGGAACAUAUAAUUUUUCUGAAGCGACAUGAGAACUAAUUCUUUCUCUCAAUAUGAGUUACUACGGCCUUUAACUACAUUUAUCACGUGGCCUCAUUUGAGAUAUCCGUAUUCUAAAUAUCGAAAGAAUCACACGCAGAGAAAUGACGCAGUUAAACAGAGUAAAUUUCUUCAUUUGAAAUUCUUCUAUUCAGUUUAUCUAUUUGUUCCCUUCUAAGUGUUCUAAUUGUAGAAUACGAAUGAUCCAUUAAUUCCAAGUUACGUUUAGUUAAUUUAAAUAAAAUAAUCCUCUGUGUGUCUUCAGUGACAAUGGAACGAGAGAAACAUCACUACCUUCUUUAGUUUACUUCUAUUAUUCCUUUUUAAUGAGUUUGUGAAUUUACAUGAUUGCGAUAAUUGCGAGAAAUAUGGGAAGAUCUGGAGUAAUUGUACACCUGACUUAUUCCACAUUCGGUCGAUUUUAGUAGCUGAUAAUGAGUAAAAUUUGAAGAGAGGAAGGAGAUAGUGGAGAGUAUAUUUUUUAAAUAGAAAAUUGUUGAAUAAAGAGUCGAAUAUAUUGAGGAAACUUUUGGGGAAUUCCAUCGAUGAGAGGAAUGAAAUAUUUAGAUUCUGUUGGAUAGGAGUGUGGGAUGAAAUGGACCGGUUUUUUCAUCAUUUCAUCUCACUGUGCCCCACGUCAGUUUCAAUUUAGAAUUGAUUUGUUUUUUGGGAGCGUUGGCUCAUUGUUUGUUAUUUCCAUAUUGAAUCCUGCAGCGGGAAAAAAUUGGAGGAAAAUUAUAUAACAAAAAAAUUAUGGCAAAGUUUGCUGUAGAAAAAUAACAUGAGAAAAACUUGUGACUUCUAUUCUUUCGACAUUAUUUCAUGGAAAUUUUUUCUAUUUUAUUAGGAAAUCGUUUUGCCAUCAGUCUUAAAAAUAAAUUAAUGUUUUAUGGAGGACAUCGUAUGACUCGUUCAGCGAUAAGCUGGUAUUUGUUGAUCCAAAAUAUACGGAUUCAUUGCUGUCAAAUUUCCUGCACCUCCACGGUAUUUUUUUUCGGAUAACGAUACGAAUAACGUGGAAACGGUCAAAAGUGAAAAUUUAUUGGACAGUUUUUCCUAAAAAUUAUCGUCCUCCAUUGCUAAAAAAUUCCACGACAUUGAAUAAUCGUUCACGCUCGUUGGUGUAAUUUUUUAUAUUAUUGGGGAUAAAUUUUACAAUUUCGAGAUAAAUUAACCUGUCGUGAAUCGCCGUUAAUGAGAGAAAUUCAUCAUUCAUCUCGGAUCCCUUAUUUAGCUCCGUAAUCACUUGAUUUGUCUGGUAAUUUUUCCCCAACGUUUUUUCUCACCGUGUGAUAAUUAUCCGAGUGAAAGAAAAACGAUCCCUUCGAAAGGACCAAUUCUAGUUAAGUCUAGUCAUAGAAUUAUAAAUAGUAUUCAACCAAUUAUAUCCCAAUGUCUAUUAUCAAAGAAAGAUUAUGUAAGAAUUACAGAGAAUGUUUACGAAUAAAUAAAUGAAAUUAUUUUGCA